This is a messenger RNA of Cucumis melo (muskmelon), 2360 nucleotides long. RefSeq lists its product as uncharacterized. The record is from RefSeq and is a predicted model, not a curated record. The transcript is spliced from 4 exons. Bases 499 to 2055 code for a protein of 518 amino acids. Lineage: Eukaryota; Viridiplantae; Streptophyta; Magnoliopsida; Cucurbitales; Cucurbitaceae.
UCCAAUCCACAAAUUGAACAAUUAUCUUAAUUUAAAGGAGUGUUUGAUUUGAGACUAAGAUUCAAUUUAUUUUCUAAUAUAAUUCAAUUUAGGGUAUUUGGAUUUUAGAUAAAAGAUUUGUGAUCUUCAAGUUUGAAUUUUGAAGUUAUAAAAGAAAUUUCUUCCCAGUUGGCCUGCACUAAACCCUCCCUAUUUCACUGUCUUCUGCUUCAUCUUCUUCUUCCCCCAACACCCGCCAGAAUCUCCUAAAAUAUAUUCUUUAAUAUAAUAUAUAUAUAUAUAUAUAUAUAAUAAUUUAAAAAGAAAAUGAAUUGUCUUUCAAAAAUAAUUUAUACAGCUAAAUCUUUGAUUCUGCUAUCCAUCAAAAUUUAUGAUUUGUUACCAACCCCAGAUAUUCUCUUCUAUUUGCUUCAAAGCAAUGGCUUCUCUACUCUCCUUCUUCCCCUAUUUAUACACACACAAUCAACUGAAUUUUCUGUGUGAUUGACAUUUUUCAAAAUGGGUUCUCUGUUUUCACGUUUCUUCUUCCUCCUUCUUCUAUCCCAACUAUUUUUUACCCAAUGUUCCUCUCAUAAAUCCACCGAAUGUUUGCCUAGUCAUGACUCCUCAGACUAUAUAUCUGCUGUUGGAGACCCUGGAAUGAAGAACCCAAAUGUUAGAGUAGGAUUUGAGGCAUGGAAUUUUUGCAAUGAAGUUGGAGCUGAAGCUCCAAACAUGGGCAGCCCCAGAUUGGCUGAUUGUGCUGAUUUGAAAACUCUACCUUUUCGUCGUCAUAGCAAAUUUGUAGUUCAUAAAGUAAAUGAAUGGGACAAUAAACUUGGGGCUGGUCAGAAGUUCCCAUCAGAGGAUUUUAAGCCAUACCUGAAUCCAGAUUUGUAUGUUGUGGAGAAGGAGCGUUAUCUUGGUUCGCUAUGUGAGAAUGACGAUUAUUCUUCGGAUCCAUGGAGUUUCUGGAUGAUUAUGCUAAAGAAUGGGAAUUUUGACGUGAACUCUACUCUCUGCCCUGAAGAUGGUAAAAGGAUUAGUAAAAUUAUAACCGACAGAAAGUUCCCUUGUUUUGGUGAAGGUUGUAUGAACCAGCCUCUUGUUUACCAUAACUAUUCAAGAUUGGAGUAUUUAGGCAAAGGAAGGUUGUCUUUAACUGGUGGUUUCUAUGGAACGUAUGAACUUGAUGCUGAUCUAAGACAUGGUAUAGGGAACAACUCUUACUUUUCAGUCUCAUGGCACAAGAAUGUUACCACAGGAAGUUGGAUAUUUUCACAUCAAUUGGCGACCUCUAGUAAGUAUCCUUGGCUUAUGCUGUACCUUCGAUCCGAUGCAACAAGGGGUUUCAAUGGUGGAUAUCACUACGAUGGUCGUGGCAUUAUGAGAAAGUUGCCCGAGUCCCCAAAUUUCAAAGUGAGAUUAACACUUGACAUUAAAAAUGGAGGUGGAAAAGACAGCCAAUUCUAUCUGGUUGACAUUGGUAGCUGUUGGAAGAACAAUGGAGAUCCUUGCGAUGGCGACACUACUACAGAUGUAACUCGAUACAGUGAAAUGAUUAUCAACCCCGAAACUAAUUCACGGUGUAGGCCGGACAAUCUCAAGUCGUGUCCACCUUAUCAUGUUACUGCUUCAGGCGAGAAGAUACAUAGGAAUGAGACAUCAAGAUUUCCAUACUCAGCUUAUCACCUCUACUGCUCCCCUGGAAAUGCUAUGCAUUUGGAGGAACCAUAUGACAUUUGUGAUCCAUAUAGCAACCCAAUGGCUCAAGAGUUGAUGCAACUUCUUCCACAUCCUGAAUGGGCUGUACAUGGCUAUCCAAAGAACAAAGGAGAAGGAUGGGUUGGAGAUCCUAGAACUUGGGUACUCGACGUAGGAGCUUUGUCCAACCGCUUGUACUUCUACCAGGAUCCGGGAACGAAGGCUGGAAGGCGGAUAUGGACUUCGAUCAACGUGGGAGUAGAGAUAUAUAAAUUAGAUAUCGGUAGUGAGAGGGCAACAGCAGAGUGGAGUGUAAGUGAUUUUGAUGUCAUUGUACCUGUAGGAGCUGGGGAUGCCAACCCCUCAUCUUAACUUAUUAGGUAGUACGUCAAUUAGUAUCGUCAUGUCAAUUUUGCUCUUUUUUAUUUAUUUAUUUAUUUAUUUAUUAAUAAUUAUAGGUAGAGGUAGGCUCCUUAGGAAGUCUCAGAAGCCAUUUUACUAUAAAAUUAUGUGUUGUUGAUUGAAGGGACUUAAUUUAGUUAAGUGCUUAUGGAAGUAAUAAAGUUUGUAUGGUCAUCAAAAAAAACGUUUACUUCUUAAUAGCUGUGUAGAGAUGUUUGUUUGUACAACAAAUAUUUUGAUUGCCUUUAUAUACAUUUUACCACUUAUAAACUCAA